This is a messenger RNA of Ruditapes philippinarum (Manila clam), 2379 nucleotides long. Its product is annotated as glutamine amidotransferase-like class 1 domain-containing protein 1. The transcript has 8 exons. The record is from RefSeq and is a predicted model, not a curated record. NCBI's taxonomy places the organism in Eukaryota, Metazoa, Mollusca, Bivalvia, Venerida, Veneridae. The coding region runs from base 52 to 717 and encodes 221 amino acids.
UGUCAGCUUGGACGACAACGAUAUUAAGAUUGAAAUUAGACCGUAUCCAAUAUGUCAGCGCCCAGGCAAUCUUGUUUAUUUAUUUUGAGUUCUUCAAAUGAAGGAGUCACUGCACAGUCAUUCCUGCAAGCGUACAAUAUCAUCUCAUCAAAUUUUAGUGUCCAGUUGGCAUCACCAGGUGGAAAGCAUAUAGAAUACAUAAACCAGGAAGAAAAUAGCAGGAGAUGGUUUAACGAGUUCCGAGCCAAGUCAAACUCAAACCCUAUAGCCCUAGAGACAGUGGACGCUGCUAGGUAUACAGCAUUAGUGAUACCAGACAGCCCAGGAGCAACCAGGGAUCUUCAUACUGACACAGAUCUUAAACAAAUUCUCCAACAUUUUGUAAAAGAAAAAAAGCCAAUAUGUGCAAUAGGAAUGGGUGUGGCAGGUUUAUUCCCUGCCUUAGGUAAAGAUGGUCACUGGUGUUUUGAGGAUUACAGUAUGACCUGUACGUCAGUGUUUGAACUUGCAAGGAAUGCAGAUUUUCCAAGCUUACCUGUGAUUCCAGAAGAAUUUAUCAGAGAUAAUUGUGCCAAAUAUAGCUGUAGUGGGGAGGUGGACUCAGUCCAUGUUAUAAUAGACAGACAUUUAAUCACUGGACAGAACCAACAGUCAACAAUAACAGCAGUUCAAAAUCUUAUUCUUAUGUGUAGCCAGAACUCAGUUAAUUCAUCUUAAAUUCUACAGAAAUACUGGAAGGCUGUCGCCACGUGUAUAAUGAACAGUUAUGUAUUGUGACAAAUAGAUGACACGUGUGUGUUAUGGACAAACUGUAUUACAUGCCACGAAAUGAUCCAUUUCGUUAUUCAAAGGAAACAAAGUUUUUGUUUUUGAUGUCGUUUCUGUUGUUAUGUAAUAGGAUAGUGUUUAUGAAUGGAAACAAUUAACUUAAGGUUAUUGUGAUAGUGUAAAUUGGUUGUAUCAUAGAAAAACUAGAAAUGAACACCUCAAUAUUUUGAUUUUAUUCUUUAUUACAACAACGCAAAAAUGUGUGAGUUUUAAAUUUUCCGGUCAUACAAUUACUAAUACUGAUUUUAAAUGUUAGCGUAGAAUCAUGAUGACUGUAUUAAGCCACUGGUAAAGAUCCUCGAAGACCAUCUUGUACGUAAGAACAGUACCACUAGACCCAAUUCUGUUGGCUGGGUCACGUUUAGCAAGAAUUAAACCUUUUUUGUAUUAAGAAAUUUACAACAAACAAACGUUAAAUAAAGUUGUAAUAUUGUUUGUAAAAGGUAAAAGUACAUGAUUUAUCAUUUCAUAUUUUAGACGUUAUUGUGAAACCCAAUAAUUGGAUUUGCAUAUAAUAAAUGACCAGGCGAGUAAGAGGCAUAUAAUUUAAAUUUGUUUCAUUAUCACUUUUGAACUUUAAAUAUAACAGUUAAAUACGUUACUUUAUGUUUUUAUAUGGUAAAUAUUUGUUAUUAACAAAUGAAAUAUUAUUUAAGAAAAUUUUGCAAAAAAUGAGAACUAAGAUGAACAAGGCAGGCAACCGACAUUCACAGAAUGUAGACCCCAGCACAACCAAGCCAAACUGGCAGGGCAGUUAUAUUUUGCGGACUAGUUUUCUUUAGAAUUCGCAAUUUAAAUGUCGGCAUCACUCGCACAAAAAUUGAUAGAAAAUAUUCAGUAAAGUAGCAUCCGCUAAUUUUCUGGAUAAAUAGUAAGUAAUAAUCAAAGAAUUUGUUUUGCAAAAUUUUUUUUUCCAAAACAUUGUGUUACUUUAGAAUACAUUUUUAGAAGUGUAACUUAAAAAUGUUUUUCUUGGAUAAGUUCGCUUUAAUAACAGUCUAUAUAAUUUGCUUCUUUAGAACGGUUUUGUAAUGCGUAAAUCAUGUAAAUUGUGGCAUUGGAUUGAUCCACUUUCAGGAGACAAAGUAAAAUACAAAGGAUAUUGUGAUAUUUUCUCUUAAUCUAUGUUCAUUUCUCCUGACAAUGACUUAUUGAAUUAGUUAAUUAUUCAUAAUAAAUUAAAUUCUUUUGGACCGAACGGCGCUAAUUUGUUUCACUGGCUUUUUGUUAAUGAAGUCUUAUGUUAGGUAAUUUAUUAUUCUGCUUGAACAUCAAAUUGUAAAAAUUAAUGCAAACUAAAGGUGAAUACCGGUUACUGCAUUACUUAUCGGGUAGUUAAAAGUAAUUGAAACAACACUCUUCCAGCGUUUUCUUCAACCUUCAUCACAAGACAAUUUUAAAGUCCAUAUAAAUUAUGAAGAACUGUUGGAAAAGGUUUAUUCACGGUGGCAAGUGGUAUUCUAAGAAGCGUUGUGAGCGUAACAUGUUCUGAACACGAAUUAUGUAUAAAUUCGAUCAUUCACAUUUUCUGGACAGUAAACUGUAAAUUUA